Molecule: messenger RNA, 1212 nt
Organism: Sclerotinia borealis F-4128
Lineage: Eukaryota; Fungi; Ascomycota; Leotiomycetes; Helotiales; Sclerotiniaceae
Source: the annotation of a GenBank genome assembly
AUGCCUCCCCAACCCUUUCAAAUCUCCAUUCCCCAAGAACGAAUCGAUAUCCUCAAAACCAAACUUUCCCUUGCCGAAUUUCCUGAUGAACUCCCUGAUGUACAAUGGGACAUGGGUGUUCCAUUGCAAGAUAUGAAGCGACUUACCAAAGCAUGGGAGGCCUGGGAUUGGAAUGUUGUCGAGGAAAAGCUAAAUCGAAUCCCGCAGUUUACAACGGGCGUUCAGGUGGAUGGGUAUGGGGAGUUGGAUGUGCAUUUUGUGUGGCAGAGGAGGCCAGGAUCUUUCAUGGAAGUUCUUCAUCUUCUUCCGCUUCUUCAACAACCGGGAGGCCCGGCAUUCCAUAUCGUUGCCCCUUCACUUCCAAACUAUGGAUUUAGUGAAGGAGUCAAUAAACGCGGGUUUGCAUUGGCACAGUAUGCGGAGACUUGUCAUAAGUUGAUGCUUCAAUUGGGCUAUGAUGAAUAUGUAACACAAGGUGGAGAUUGGGGAACGUAUAUCACUCGAGCCAUUGGGAAAUUAUAUCCCCAACAUUGCAAAGCAAGCCACAUCAACAUGAUCCGAGGAAAACCACCCACAAUCACCCAAAACCCCAUCCUAACCCUCCAACACGCAUCAUUCCCCUACUCACAAACCGAACGUGAUGGCUUCGCCCGCACCAAAUGGUUCGCAGAAGAAGGCCGCGGCUACUUCAUAGAACAAUCCACCAAACCACAAACGCUCGCCUACGCCCUCCACGACUCCCCCACCGCACUCCUAGCCUGGAUCUACGAAAAACUGCACGAUUGGACGGACUCCUAUCCGUGGACCGACGACGAAAUCUUCACCUGGGUCUCCAUCUACUAUUUCUCACGCGCAGGCCCCGGAGCCGCCCAUAGAAUCUACUACGAAGUUGAACACACGGUUCCUGGACCUGGAAACGUCACGAGAGAUGAUGUGGAAACGUAUAUCCCUGGUGUAAAAUUGGGAUUGUCGUUUAAUCCUAAGGAAUUAAGUGUGUUGCCAAAGAGUUGGGGGAGAACGCUGGGUGAGGUGGUUUUUGAAUGUGAUAAUGAUGAGGAGGGGGGUGGUCACUUUUAUGCGCAUGAGAGGCCGGAGUUGUUGGCGAGAGAUUUGAGGAGCAUGUUUGGGAGGGGUGGGGGUGCGUUUGCUGUGUGUAAGGGGAGGGAUGGGUAUGAUGGGAAGGACGGGAAGGAUGGUAUGGCGAGGUUGUGA